This is a messenger RNA of Notodromas monacha, 386 nucleotides long. The record is from the annotation of a GenBank genome assembly. NCBI's taxonomy places the organism in Eukaryota, Metazoa, Arthropoda, Ostracoda, Podocopida, Cyprididae.
CAGAAAACUCAGUUUCUCAAUAAGUAUGAAAAAAUAAAAAUAAUAACAGCUGGGAUAUGACCACACAGGUGAGGAUUUGGAAUCACAGAGCAGAAGGAGCCGAGAACCUGGCAGGAAAAAUGCGAGUGUUGUAUCCAGACGUGGAAAUUGUUGCGUGCGAAUCCGUCGAAUUGGCCGUGUCAUCGGCGAACAUGAUUGUCACUGCAACCUCGUCCAAGACCCCGAUUUUGCACCACAGCCACGUUCAACCAGGCACUUUCAUCGCAGCCGUCGGGGCUCCGAGGAAAGAUUGGCGGGAAAUGAGCCCGGAACUGGUGGCCAAGAGUGUGCUGAUUGUGGACAGCGUCGACGCAGCGACUGUCGAGGCCGGGGACAUCGUGUGCACC